Marchantia polymorpha subsp. ruderalis is the source of this 3058-nucleotide messenger RNA. The record is from the annotation of a GenBank genome assembly. Lineage: Eukaryota; Viridiplantae; Streptophyta; Marchantiopsida; Marchantiales; Marchantiaceae.
AUUUUUCCACGGGCUUGAAGUCCGCCGUCACACCCUACGGGUUUCAUGGUUACCGAAAAAAGCGUCAAACUUGUUUCGUCCAUCGUUUCAUCUGCACUGAAUGGGCUUUUAAAACCGGGGCUCAUGAUGAUAAUUCAGCAGUUUGAAUCUCGAGCUUCCAGUCUCGUCGACUCGAACGUGGUCGCUCGGCCAAGCUCUUCAGCUGCCUGCCUUCCGGUUCCGAGCUGGGAUUCCUCCCUCGAGGCAAUAGAUUUCAAAUGCCUGCCAGCAAGUGAUUUUCUCCACAGAAAUUGUCACUGGUCCGCAUUCAUAAUUCUAAUGCACACCGACGAAGACACUAUAAAGGCCUAAGGGAGUAUCAGAUAUCUUCUGAGUCACGAUACUGAGCUCGGUUCACUGCAUGCCUCGAGCACGAUUGAUCGAGCUUUGAGCCAGGUCAAGUUUCGAAUCACGUUUGGACAGAUGGCGAAGUACAUGGCUCAGGCGGCCAUAGCACUGCAAGUGCUAAUGGUCUUAGCCUGCGUGGCGUGGUAUAUGUUUUGGUUCACUCUGCCCAUUCUCGAUGCGCGGAACUGGAUACGCAGUAUCUUGGAUCCUAAAGCGAAUGUGGACUUCCUUGGAAUCAGAGGGUCAAUAUGGCUAAAUCAAAUUUUCGUAUGGAUCCUGGUGGCCGUGCUCGCGUACCCUGUCAUCGAGCUUCGUAAAAGGAUCAAGGCUGCCAAAACCAACCCAAAGUCCGAGGAGAAGCCGAAGAUUAGUAUCUGGCAGCAACCGAUUAUUCUAAAAGGGCCCUUGGGCAUGUUGACACUAGCGGACGUCAUCUUUAUUUCGAUUAUCGUUUUUCUCACCGUGUGGUACACGGUCAAGAACUGUGUGGACAGAGCUAAACUCAUCGACGCUGCCAAGCAAAAACCAGGAGCUCAUUCUCGGAGUUCACAAAAGCUGGAAUACGUUGGCAUUUACCUUGGAAAAGCAGCAGAGAUUCCUAUGACGCUACUUUGGAUUCCUGUAUCCAGAGCUUCCCCGCUCUUGCGUGUAUCCGGAAUCCCAUUCGAGCGUGCAGUCAAGUACCACAUUUGGCUAGGCAGUUCUUGCAUAUGGCUUCUCAUCGCCCAUGGCGUGGUUUUCUUCGGUUACUAUCCCAUGAUUCAUGACGUCUCUGGGCUGUGGUCGUGGAAGACAAGAGGCAUCGCGGUCUUCCCCGGUAUCAUUUCUCUUGCAGCUGGUGUGCUGAUGUUGGCGACAGCUUUCGAGAAAGUGCGCAGAGAAAUGUUCAACCUUUUCUUCAUCACUCACCAGUUAUAUCUGGUGUUUCUCUUGUUCUUCCUCUUCCAUUGCCAAUCCCAAAUGGUCUACGUCGUCAUUCCCGUUCUGCUUUUCUUCCUCGAUCGCUUCAUGCGCAUGGUGCAGUCCCGGAAAGCCGUGGACGUGCUCUCCACCAGACUCUUACCUUCCGGCGCCAUCGAGUUGAAGUUUGCGAAACCAGCGAAUUUGGAGUACAAUGCUCUGAGUUUCCUCUACGUGCUGUUUCCGACCGUUUCCAAAAUCGAGUGGCACCCAUUCAGCGUGGCAUCGAGUCCACUCGACGGAAGUAAUCAGAUCUGCAUAUAUAUCAAACCAUUGGGUGGAUACACGAAGAACCUCCACGACGCCCUCGUUGAAUCCAAGGCACACAAAGAAGCUGGAAAGAUCAAGUGCCCAUUUGGGUUCAAGCUCUCAGUCGAGGGACCGUACGGUGACGAGACAGACUUCUACUUGAAGAAGAAGUCCCUGAUACUGGUUGCCGGAGGGAUUGGAGUGACUCCUUUCCUGGCGAUUUUACGAGAUGUUCUCCACAGACAUAGACUUCAGCAGGAAGACGUGCCGACCUCUAUCAAGCUGAUCUUCUGUGUGAGAAGUGCUAGGGAUAUAUGUCUCUUGGAUACACUGAACCCGGAAGACAUCCUUCCAGGCUACGAGCAACGUGUGCAAAUCUCGGUACAUGUUUUCAUUACCUCGAAAGAGGAAGUUCUGAAGGAUGGCGAGUUGGAAUCCAUGGAAGGCGUUGUACCAUACGAAAGCUACAGAAACACCCGAACCGAUGAACGUGCCUUGUCGUUUUACGGACACCCCAUUGACGAGGUUCAAGCAAUGUCAGCCAUGGCGGCUGCAGGUGACACCAAGUGGGUUGCAGCUACGGUGUUCGCCACUGUCAUGGGAUAUGUUAUCAUCUGGGGCUUAUUCAACCAAUUCAUCGGCGGUCACUACACCAACUACGUCAGAGCGCUUCUUUACUGCGUUGCGAUGUUCUUGGCCGUGUGCGGAUGCGGAGGAGCUGUGAUGUACUUCUGGGAUCGAAGCCUCAAGAACACGAAUCUCAAAGGUAGCACUCAGGAUCUUGUUAACAGCAUGCCCCCAUCGCCUGUCAAGGAUGGCCAUGCCCUUCAGGCUGGCGGUGAUCUCGAAAGUCUUGGUGCUUCUCCGAGAACCGCUUGGCGAGGAGAUGUAACUCUGGGCAGGAGACCAGACUGGCAAGGAAUGUUUGGCGAGUUUGCCGAGCUAUACAGAGGAAAGAACGUCGGAGUCCUUGUAUCCGGUGGAUCGAAGAUGCAAGAGGACGUCGCCGCCCGCUGUAAGCAUCACAACAGCUUACAAGGCUCUGAAGUGGCGUUCCACUACCACUCCGUCAGCUUCGAGCUGUAAAUCGUCGACACCUUUGGUGUGGAAGUAGAGAUGUAUCCUAUUCAGUAGGAACCGAACCCCCCAACUGAGUGUCCAAGUUCAGAAACUAGGCACAAGCAGCAAUCCCUAUACUCCUAUUGAGCCCAUAUCCCUAUAUUUCAGUAUCUGAUUCUUAGAUUGAUCAAAUGGAUUACGUCGAGCUGGUGGAUGUAAAAAUAAUGUGGAAAGCUAUUUCUGCCUAAUGUAGAGCUACUCAGCAACUGUUGUUGCACUAUCUGAGCAUUAGACACCGGCACAGCCGCUUUUCAAAACCAUAGAGCACCGUAAGCCCGUCGCCAAACUUCUGAAGCGUGUGAUUUCGACAAGAUCAGAUGAGCUUGUGUAUCAUUUUGAAACC